UGCAAAAGAUUAAAAAAGCUGAGUUACAAUUUUUAACUCUUGAGUAAAUUGCCAAAUGACUAUUUCAAGUGUUGUGAACGGCUAGUGGAACGCACCCAUAAAAUAAACUUCAACACCAUAAACCUGAGUUACUAGUGCGUGUGUUGUUUUAAAGACUACCUCAAAUAAGGUCGAAAUAAUAUUUAUUUGUUGUUUAUUAAGAUUAAAUAUUGAUUGUUAUUAGUGUUUGAUUACCAAUAUCAUAUUUUUGGUCUAUCUGUGAUUACUUAUCAUUGAAUGCAAACAAGGUGAUAAUGCCGUAUCGUUAGAGAAUAUCUUUUUUUAUUGCGUUGGCACUACUGAUAAAAAGUGAAUCAUAGAUAAAAAUAUACUUCCACUUAAGUCAUAAUUCACAUAGAUACGCUUAGUUAAGACUUUAUAAAUAGAUGAGUUUAUCUGAAGUGAUGUGAUUCCCCGCCCUUUUGUAAUCUAAUAAUUGUUUCAGAAUGUUAAAACUAAUCUAACAUAGAUCAUAAUACAUCAGUUAAAGUUUUAGUAUUACUUUAUUUGAAUAGUUUUAUCAACAAUGGAAUAUGAUUAUGAUUAUAAGUUUGCAUAUAAACAACACUUCGGCUUAUCAAGUUCAGAAAGUGGUUCAGAAAACGAGGAAACAUUUCAGAAGCUAUAUGGAAAGUACGAACCACCCCCUGUCCCGAUUGAUCCAGAUAAGGUUGUCAUUAUACAACCAGAAGAACCAUUAAGCGGUCCAAAUGAGCGUAAAAUUAGUAUCAAUACCAUUGAAUCGAAUUUAAAACCUAUUAAAAUGAAAAGCAAAAGUAAAAAAGGUAAAAAUAAAAAAACAAUUUCAGGCGAAACUCCUGUGAUAGAAAAUGUACAAUCUGAGAAAGAAAAUAAGGAAUCUAGAAAUUCUCUACCCUAUAAUCAAGUUGCAAGUCACAUUAAGGAAGUAGUGGCAAAGCAUUUACAUCAAACAAUUGCUGAUAUUAAUUUUCCAGCUCACAAUAAAUUGCAAUUUUAUGGAUCUACAUUAAUGUUUGAAAAUUCAAUAUCAGGUAUUGAUAGUAGAGUAGAUCAAUGUCUGUCUUCCAAAAGUAAUUCUGCCCAUAAUUGUCAGCUGAUCUCAUCUUCUACAAAAUCGGUAAACCAAGAAAUGAAAAGCAACCCAAAGAAGAAGAAAAAGAAAACUAAAAAAAAUAAUCAAUUGGAAAACCAACAAGUACUGGAAUCUGUAAAACUUACUUUUGUGUUAAAAGAAGAUGAUUUUCCACCUCUUGUACAAAGCAAACAAGCUUCUUGUAUUAGAAAGAGCAAAAUAAAAGAAUCAAACUGCGAAGAAAAAAAUUAUUCACAAAUGUAUGAUACAGAAAAUGAAAGUGAAAUAACAAAUCAAUCUCAAAAUUUUCUUGAUGAGGGAGUGAUAAAACCGGAAUUGAAGCAACUAAUUGAGUGUAAUUUUGAUUCUAAUAGCAUCUGUACAUAUGAAACAAGUAAAUCUCCAGUUUAUGAGGAUAUAAUUGAGAAACAGAAUAAUAUCCUCGAUAAUAUACUGAAAGACACCAGUUUUGAUUUUCUGAUUAACUAUUACGGUUUUUAUAAUAAUUCAGAAUCAGAGAAGCACUUGGCAAGCUAUAAAGUUGAAAAUAAACAGUUCAAAAAAGAUCUGAAGGUGAAAAAAAUUAUAAAGAAGGUUGUAAAACUUGACGAGGCUUGUAUUUCUGAAAAUACAGUAAAAACAACUGAUAGAAAACAAAAUGAUAACAUCUCCAGUGCCUUAUGCCUUAAACCAUCACCUGUUCCUGAAAAUAUUGUAGAGAAACCUAAAACUGAGUCGAAACUUGAAAAUAAAUUAACACAAAAUAAAAUAUUUGAUUCAAUUAAUGUCAAUAGUUCUGACGAUAUUUCAAGCUUAGGUAGAAAUGAUUCGAUUUGUCGCAAACACUGCUGUAGUCAAAUAACAGACAAUUUAUCAAUUAAUACACGAGACGUGGAUAUUAAUACUGAUGAUCGAAAGCUGUCAAUAGAGACCAACAGCAUUGGAAUAGGCACUUCCGAUGGAGAAAAAGAUAAUUGUGUAAUUAUCCAAAAUGUAGGUUGUGAUAUGAAUCGAAAAGGCAUCAAAACCCCGGAGUCCAUUUUGAACAUGUCUAUUAUAGAUGUAGUAAAUAAAUUUAUAGAGAUAGGAAUAUGUGACGACGAACUGCAUCCCCAAAUUCAGUUAGGAAUACAACUGAUACUCAUUUAUUUAAUAAUUAAAAUGUUUUUAUCUAUUAUGAUUUGUGCUGUGGAUAAUAUGAUCAUCUUAUGGAUACUAUUUUUAUUUAGAUUCCUAUUCAGGUGAGUACGUACUAAUUCAAAACUCAACUUACCUGUGAUAUUGAGGUUUAUUCAAAAAUCUGGUCCUUCGAGCCUACACGUUGUUUGUUGGUAUCCGGCUCGAAGGACCUAUUAAUAAUGAAAAUUAUAGGUUAGUUAGUUAUAACAAGUUACCCUCCAAUUUUUAUUAGUAUUUAUAUGUUUAGUAUUAUCUAUAACAAAUUGUUUACCAAAUGCUCAAGAUAUCAUUUCAUGUUAAAGUUUUUAUUAUGUUAUUGAGUCUUUAUUAGUUUAAAAAAAUGACCAUAUCUAUUUUACUAGUAAAAAUGAGAAGAAUAUUACAUAACCUAAAAAUAUUCACCAGUAAGAAGAUGGAGUAAUAUGAUUUUCUUUAAUGCACACUGCAUAUGGUCAUAACAUAGUUAUGUUAGAAGAUGAUCAUAUAUUGUUGUGCACAAAUGCCUUCUGAUUUUUUCAAAAACUAUCAAAUGUCCUUGGAAAGGCUGAUCAAGCUUGGAUUGAAUCUCUUAACGUCACUAAACAAACCUAAGUAAGGCUUUUUCUAGUGUUUGUACCUCACCGAUGACGUGGUCAGCUCCAGUUACAUUCCGGAUCGUUUGUAAUAACUUCCACGCCAUUCCAGAUUUUUUUAUAUUUUCAAGAUCGUUGGUGAUGGUGGUGGUCUGUUGCUGCCUUUGGAUAGUAGCCGAUUGAGUAAGUGACAAGAAGGGGAGAAACCUUUCUGAGGUCUUUCCAUCGAUAGAGAGUUUUGGAUAGAUCGGUCUUUGAGAAAGCUACAAUGUCAAAAGCCUUCGAUAUGUCAUGUGUGAUUGCUGUGGAUUCCCCAUAUUUCUUUAUAGCUUCAGACAAUACAUUGGUGACAUAGGCGAGGAGGUGCUCGGUUUAUCUAAGCUUACGGAAGGCGUAUUGAUGGUCGCUGAUGACUCAUGACUCAUCAUAUCUGAAGAUUUGUUAGUUGGGAUUAAAUCAAUCAGACAGUCAUUUUUAUCAUUUUUUUUUAUUAUGGGUUGAACCUAGCAGCCAUUUUAUUAUUAUUUGUAGGGUCAUAAUAAUGUGAUACACUUAAACAUUAACAAGGGGCUGUAAGUUAAGGCUGUUUUAUAUAUAUCAAAAUGAUCCUAUUUUCAUAUAAAGUUGGUUAUAACAUAUUUUGUAAUAUAUAUAUAUAUAUAUAUAUAUAUAUAUAUAUAUAUAUAUAUAUAUAUAUAUAUAUAUAUAUAUAAUUUACGGGCGAUGUGUGGUCGGGAAAUGGAAAGGGUACAAAACGGUUUACCUCGAUUUUCAGCAAAACUACAAGUCUUAUGGAAAAAGGACUUAUAACCCAGUUGUUCAGUUAGUUAUCGAAACGCGCGUCGGACAGUGUAAUUGCAAGUGUUAGUUUAGUGGUUGUGUAAACAGUGUGUUCAGUAAAAUCUUGUAUUGUAUUUCAAUUUUUCACAAAAAUUUUGAGGUUAUAUGAAAAAAGUGUAUAAACAAAAGUUGUAGAUCUUUUCAUUACCUACAAUUUUGUGAUUCAACUUCUUUCCAUAGGACUUGUAGUUUUGCUUGUUUUCAAUUUUUAUUG
Messenger RNA from Diorhabda sublineata, 3898 nucleotides. RefSeq lists its product as uncharacterized. The transcript is spliced from 3 exons. Lineage: Eukaryota; Metazoa; Arthropoda; Insecta; Coleoptera; Chrysomelidae. The coding region runs from base 566 to 2338 and encodes 590 amino acids. The record is from RefSeq and is a predicted model, not a curated record.